Aspergillus costaricaensis CBS 115574 is the source of this 984-nucleotide messenger RNA. It is a transcript of the gene pmeA, whose product is annotated as putative pectin methylesterase. The transcript has 3 exons. Gene Ontology annotation, biological process: cell wall modification. Gene Ontology annotation, molecular function: pectinesterase activity. The record is from RefSeq and is a predicted model, not a curated record. Bases 1 to 984 code for a protein of 327 amino acids. NCBI's taxonomy places the organism in Eukaryota, Fungi, Ascomycota, Eurotiomycetes, Eurotiales, Aspergillaceae.
AUGUAUACUUCAUACCUUCUGGGCACACUUGCCGUCCUAACUGCUACCGCGGUCGGAGCUCCGGCAGAACACAUUAAGAAGCGAGAGAGUCGGACUAGUGCUCCCUCGGGGUGCCUGACGGUCGGAUCGGACGGCACAUAUUCCACCAUCGGCGAUGCGCUUGAUGCCCUGGACUCGUCCAGUUCAUCCGCUUGCAUUUACGUGGCGAGCGGCACGUAUGAGGAGCAGCUGACCAUCGACUAUGAUGGCAACCUGACACUGUACGGCGAGACCACCGAUACUGGCACCUACAAGGACAACGUAGUUACCAUUACCCACACUAUCUCGUCGUCGGAUGCCGGCUCUCUCGACAAGAGCGCCACCGUCAACGUGGUGUCGGACGGGUUCAGCAUGUACAACAUCAACGUGGAGAAUGGAUAUGGAGAGGGAUCACAGGCGGUGGCUCUUGUUGGAAAUGCAGAUCAGUUGGGCUUCUAUGGGUGUCAAUUCAGCGGGUACCAGGACACCCUCUAUGUCAAAGCCGGCACCCAGUACUACUCUAACUGCAUGAUUGAGGGCGCGGUCGACUACAUCUUCGGCGAUGCAUCGGUGUGGUUUGGCGAAUGUGACAUUGUGUCCAACGGCGCCGGUGCCAUCACGGCCUCAUCGCGGGAAACCUCCUCCGACUCAGGCUGGUACGCCAUCGACAACUGCAAUAUUAAGGCUGCAUCAGGUGUCUCCCUGACGGAGAAGGUCUACCUGGGCCGGCCGUGGCGCGUGCUUGCACGGGUCAUCUACCAGAACUCGGUGUUGUCGGACAUCAUCAACCCCAAGGGAUGGACGACCAUGGCAGACGGUGCGACGCCGCUGUAUUAUGAGUACAACAACUCUGGAGCGGGAUCAGACACAUCAGACCGCGAGUAUGAGUCCUCCAUUUCCGCGGCAGUUGACAAGACCACGGUGCUGGGCGAAUCUUGGGGCGACUGGAUUGAUCGCAGCUACUAA